AUGAUUAAAAAGCAAACCUCACUAAUCGACGGUACACUCAACGUCCUCAGAAAAACUACAACAGAUGUCAAUAAUCAAUUUACUAAAAUCGACAAUCAAAUAAAUAACAUCCAAAAUUUAACGGCAAAUUACUUCAACAACUAUAGAUUCUCAACGUCAUUUCAGUUAAUCACCAUGCAGUUACAAACGAUAUUAAAUGAGUGUGAAAAAACACAGACAGCAAUAAUAAAUAUGCUCAUUGAUCACCAGCGAAUAAAUCCAUCCCUAAUCAAACCAUCUCAGUUUGUUAAAGAAAUUCAAAAGAUAAAGUUCAAGUUGCCAUCAACAUUUAAAUUACCCGGCGAAGGGGACAAUGAACUUAAAGAAGUCUUUAAGACUAUGACUGCGAAGGGAAUGAUUGUAGACAACAAGUUAGUAAUUAACGCAGAAAUACCUUUACUACAAUCCCAAAUGCCAGAAGUCUUCAGAUUAAUCGCAAUACCAAUAAGCAAACGAAAUAUGACUGUAGUAGCUAAGCUUAAAUCAGAGUUACUAAUUUUCAAUUUCGAAUUUGAUUCAUAUUUUUCAUUAAGUCAAGCGCAACUAAAUAAAUGUCGUAAAACCAAUAGCGACCAUUACGUUUGCUACGGAGAUUGGCCUUGGGCCUCAGCUACCGAUAACUCGUGCGAAGUAUCUGCUAUCAAACACACGAAGGCUGCCAACUGCAUGUUCCAACAAAUCCAAAACGACGAUUUUUGGGUUGAAUUGCAUAAGCCCAAUACCUGGAUUUUUAAGCUUUACAACACAGUGAAAGUUAGCGUGAACUGUGGUCAAUCAGCUGCAAAGUGGAUAAGUUUGUCACCUCAGGGAAUUCUUACCUUAAAUCCUGGGUGCAGCUUGAGGUACAACGGAGGGUUUUUAACAUCUUCAUCCAUCACGUCAUCUGAAGCAUACUUCGACCCACAAACAACUUGGAUAACAACCAUCGAUGUCAUAGAAGAUGAAAAGGUUAAGCUUUCCAUUCGUCAACAAUCAAUCAUCAACAAGAACUCCGCAGCUUACAACAUAGCUUAG
Messenger RNA from Rhagoletis pomonella (apple maggot), 1053 nucleotides. RefSeq lists its product as uncharacterized. Lineage: Eukaryota; Metazoa; Arthropoda; Insecta; Diptera; Tephritidae. The record is from RefSeq and is a predicted model, not a curated record. The transcript has a single exon. The coding region runs from base 1 to 1053 and encodes 350 amino acids.